Molecule: messenger RNA, 651 nt
Organism: Oikopleura dioica
Lineage: Eukaryota; Metazoa; Chordata; Appendicularia; Copelata; Oikopleuridae
Source: the annotation of a GenBank genome assembly
AUGAAGUUUUUCUUCCAGCGGGAAGCGCUCACGGCAGCAUUCGUUGUUGGCAGCAACUGGAAACCUGGAAACGCAUUUUCGCUUGCUGCUGGACACAUUGAUUCGCCGGGAGUCCGACUAAAGCAAAUAUCCGACAAAUCAGCUGAAGGUUCCAUCAAAAUUGGCCUCGAAAUGUAUGGCGGUGGGCUUUGGCACACUUGGUUUGAUAGAGAACUGACUCUAAGUGGACUAGCCAUUGUAAAAACCGCGAAUGGACUCGAAGAGUUAAAGGAAGGCUUCAAACCUGGAAAAGAAGACCAUAUGAACAUCCUAAUGGGACAAACUAAAGGUGCUCGUAACGAAGAGGAUUCAACUUCUUUGAUCGGAAAGCAUCCGCAAGAGCUCCUCGGAAUAAUAGCUCAGAAUUUGAAUGUACAGGCUAAAGACAUCGUCGACCUUGAUCUAUGUUUCUCGACCUAUCAAAACGCAAACAUUGGUGGAAUCAACGACGAGUACAUUUACUCCGGGCGCUUGGACAAUCUAACGACUUGUUAUACCGCCUUAAAAGCUCUUACUUCUGCGGACUUUGCUUCAAAUAAGACUUCUUGUUCCGGAAUAAUUUUAUACGACCACGAAGAAGUUGGAAACACAAGUGCGACAGGAAUGUGCUGA